AUGGCGUACAACCUCAAAGUGAACUCACUUCUUCUUUUGAAGGGCCUGACGUCACACGCUCCUCCUCGUUUGCUUGCCCCGCUAAAACUUCUUCAAUAUCAACCCCGCCAGAUGCCUCUGACUUCGUCUUCUUCUUCUUCCUCAUCACCACGCCUCAUACAGAUCCAACGUCAAUUCUCUACAACCGCAAGCAAGAUGUCGCAAUCAAACAACAACUUCCUUCUGAGCGAGGUCUUCAAUGUCAAGGGCAAGGUUGCUCUGAUCACCGGAGGCGGCAGUGGAAUUGGACUGAUGGCCACUCAAGCAUUGGCGGUUAACGGCGCAAAAGUCUACAUCGUCGGCCGAACCAAAGAGAAGCUCGAGAGCGUCGUCAAGAACCACGGACAGAACAUCGCCGGAGAGAUCAUUCCCCUCACAGCGGACGUCACAUCAAAGAGUGAGAUUGCCAAGUUGGUCAAGGAGAUUGAGUCUCGAGAGAAGGGUCUGGAUAUCUUGAUCAACAAUGCUGGCAUCGCAGGAAAUACACAGCAGACGGAGGCUAAGACUGCCGAGGAGAUGAAGAAGAACCUGUUUGAUGCCGAGGGCUCAACCUUCGAGGACUGGGUCAAUACGUACCGCACUAAUGUUCCUCAACUCUUCUUCAUGACCGUCGCAUUCCUCCCCCUCCUCCAAAAGUCGACCGAGUCCCGUCAUGGAUACUCCAGCACCGUCAUCAACAUCUCCUCCAUUUCUGGCAUUGUCCAAUCCUCCCAGCACCAUUUUGGAUACAACUCAUCCAAGGCCGCUGCCAUCCACCUGACCAAGAUGCUUGCAUCAGAGAUUGCGGAGAACGGAUUGAAGAUUAGAGUGAACAGCAUUGCUCCGGGCGUCUUCCCUAGUGAGAUGACAGCGGGUGAGAGUGGUUCGGAUCAGAAGAGUCACAUCGAGAAGGAGAAGUAUGAGAAAGUUCCAGCCCACAGACCUGGAAAGGAUGAGGAUAUGGCUGGAGCAGUGUUGUUCGUGGCUACCAACCAAUACUUGAACGGCCAGACGGUAGCUGUAGAUGGUGGCUACAUCCUGCACGCGGGAGCUUAA
Molecule: messenger RNA, 1074 nt
Organism: Drepanopeziza brunnea f. sp. 'multigermtubi' MB_m1
Lineage: Eukaryota; Fungi; Ascomycota; Leotiomycetes; Helotiales; Drepanopezizaceae
Molecular function (GO): oxidoreductase activity
Source: RefSeq, a predicted model, not a curated record